This is a messenger RNA of Verruconis gallopava, 732 nucleotides long. RefSeq lists its product as uncharacterized. The record is from RefSeq and is a predicted model, not a curated record. The coding region runs from base 1 to 732 and encodes 243 amino acids. Lineage: Eukaryota; Fungi; Ascomycota; Dothideomycetes; Venturiales; Sympoventuriaceae. The transcript is spliced from 2 exons.
AUGACGUCUAGUCCUGAACAGAUAGCAGUAGCUGACUCGACCAAUGUCAUGAUGUCGGAGACGACAGGCUUCGCAACACGCUCUAGGCAGGAAGAUGACUGGCACGGUGUACUCGACCGCAAAAAGAGGAAGCAGAUACAAGAUCGACUCGCCCAGCGAGCCAGAAGACGACGUCUCGCCGAAGCCAGGCCUUCCGAGAACGCGAGCGCGUGGAAGACGACGCGAUCAAAACAACGCUCACGCAUUAGGAAGGACAAUCCUUCGCCCAGUGCUUCGUCUGACGUUGGAACACGCGGUAAUGCUUCGACAAUAUCAACACUACAACCCUCGUUGGAGGGGCUGUAUUCAUGCCGGCCUGUUUCAGCAAGUGAGGGCCAAACGUUUCUGUCCGCACUCUUCGAGAACGGUAACAUACUAGGCAUAGCCUGCGGUGCUAGUUUCCCUUCAAAAAGCAAGCUAGCCGGGCCCGAUGUGCCGCCUUCGUUGCGGCCUACGCUUUUGCAGCUGUCAACGGUCCACUGGCAGUGGAUCGAUCGCCUGCCCUUCCCGGAAGCACGAGACGAGAUCAUCAUACAGAGCAGCAAUUUCAAUGAAGAAGAGUUUCUCUGGGAUAUAUUCAACAUGCCGACCUUUACACUGACGCCUGGCUUGCGAGCCUGGGACCCCAACGCCUACAGGAUGCAUCCUCAAUUCAAGUCCAAGUGGGGAUUCUUGUUUCCUAACUUCACUUAG